AUGACUCGAGUACCUCGAAGGUCUGUCUCGGUACUUGCCAGGCGGAGCCCAGGCUUGAUUGCAAGACGAAAAGCGCGGAAGCAUAAGGUGAUUCUCGAAUCCGUUACGCAAGAAAAGAAGAGGCUCCGGAGUGUGAUAUCCUUUGAAGCCAAAGCGCCUCCAGGUUAUACAUUCAUAUCGGCAGGCGAUCCUUUCUUCACCACAACUUGCAAGGAGCGCUGUCGGAAAGAUGGACUUAAAGUGUACGCGGUUUCUACAACCCCCCAUCUUCACACUCACGGCCUCUCGCAGCAUGUCCAUCGUAUUGGUUAUCAUUUCCCAAGCGCUGUUGUUGCGGACGUGUGUAUAAAUCAUGGUCUUUAUCUCACAGAAACUGGGAAGGCUGUGGCACCCCACAGUAUCAGGGGCCACGAGGCUAGUCGCAAAAUCACUGACUCAGAUUCUCAGAUUACUAUAAACACAGAAGCAAGGGAUGUUCUCAAGGAUCUUUUUCCAAAUAUUCCUGACAACGACCUCAACCAAAUUAUCAAAACCGCAUUCCAAAAGGGUCAACGAAAAGUAGGUACAGCCGUCGAACUACCCCUCGCCCGCCGAGCACAGUUGGCGGUUGUCGCCCAUAUUCGGCACAUCUAUACAGAUUAUGAUCGCCUCCUCAAAACUACUUCUUUCCAUGAAGCAAGAGCAGCCGUGGAACAGCCAACUCUUGCCAAGCUAGUGGAAUGGAGGGGUGAUGAUGAAAAUGGCAAAACGGUUCUUGAGGAUGUGUUCCGGGAAGUUAUCGUCAUAUCAGAUGAUGACGAUAGUGACAAUGAAGGAGAGGCACAGCAAGUUCAUGGCCGAGAGACCAGCGUGGAAAUCAUUUCCAGCAAUCCCGUUAUUGAGGAACUCCAGAUGAGACCUAUACAUCAGGGCAGCCGCACUGUCAGGGACGCACAAGUAGAGAAUUCUGAAGACGAAGCCGCCCCAGGCUUUCGCUUCGUCCCAGAAGCUCCUAAAAAGAUUAGGGCUGACCGUCGCGGAUUCAGCAGGUAUCAAGCUUGGGACCGUGCCAUCAAUAGGUACAGGAACAUGGCCAGCGGUGCCGGUCGUCACCCAACCCCAUAUUCUGCUACUGGAGAGCCCUCGCAGGAAACCCUCGGACUUGGCAGGGAGGCGCUCUCACGCCGACCUAUUCAUCCGCGCCACUCGUCUGUUGCCCCAAUUGCCCCAUCUAAUCAAAUGGCAGUCGCUAAGAACCUGAGUCGGCCCCCGCUUAACACUGUGGCAGAGCACUGUUUUCAGAGAGAGCCCUAUCCGAACAACUCAGCUGUGCUAACUUUGGACGAGCCUUAUGAAAUGCACCCUCUGGACAGAAUGCCAGAGAGGAGGAGAGAUGUCCUCGCCCCAUUCAUUCCCCCUUUCCCGCUGGAGAGAGCACCUAAGCCUGAACCUAUGAGGCACUGUUUUCAUAAGCCUGAUCUUCCAAAUGGUCCUGUUUUUGUGAGCGGACCAAAAGAAAGCCUUGAAAGAAAUGGCAACGGUCUAAGACUGCCACCUCGGUCACAGGUGCACUUACAAAACAGGAAUGUGAAUCCACAGGACCACGUGCUUCCUUCCAUCGAGAAUCCUCUUCCGGUGGAGAUCAAACGCCCAAACAGUGGCCAUAUAGAGCACCUUACUAAGAGGAUGUCUGGAGCUUUCACCUUUCGCUCAGUAACACCACACCGCCAGGUGCACCAUGAUCUUCCAAGUCGUACUUUUCAGGAACCUGUUGGUCAAGACCACAUAUCCAAAAGACGGCGUUUGGCAUACCACGAGCCAACUUUAGUGGAAAAACCCUUGUCUCCUAACGGACCUCCUUUGAGCACUCACCCAGGAACUCGGUAUGCCCGGCCUUUUGUCCAGAGUGGUCCCCAUGUCCGUAGGCCAUUUGUUUCCCCAACUGAGGCGCGUCGUAUCGCACAACACGAGCCAAGCAUUGGCCGUGACUCUUUUAGCACUACCGCUCGCUUUGAUCGCGAGCAACACACACUCGCACAUCCAGGAUCGAUCAAAGCUUACGAUGGCCAGCAAUCUUCCUACAAUCAUCUUGUUAACACCCAGGCCGCGUAUGAUAGAUCUCCAGUUCAGGCUCGUACCGCGUCUGACACGAGAUAUACCGCAGCCGGCAGUAACGGCUAUGAUAGGAAUUUGCAGCCCUAUUUGUCAGACUUACCAGAGCACCGUGUAUCUCACAACAUUAAGGUACAUGAUGACGCUGAAAUGAGAACACUAGCGACGACGGGUACUUGGUUAGAGCCUGUAUGGCGGGGCAACCAUCCCAUGCUCCCCAAACCGGGAGAGGAAAACCACAGAACUCAUGCCGAUGGAUUUUUCCGUGCUGUUGGCCAUGGGGAUCCUGGAACAUCGGGCUAUAGGCCGGCCCGUCCGCAUUAUUCCAGGCACAUGGUGCAAAACCUAUCCCAACCAGUUAAUGCCAGGCUACACGAUGUUCAGCGUUGGCGUGUCCCUUCAGACAACCUAGCAUCAAUGUCGCCUCGCGGUCGACCUCACAUCGACUUCCUGGGUAAAACACCUCCACGGCAAGAUCCAGCGAUCAGCAGUCAAGUUCCAGGACACGAGGACGGCAGGCGGAUCAAGACGCCGCCCUCUUUUUAUCAGGAUCGAAGACAACCCAAGAACACCGUUGUCCCUUCACGGUAUGACCAAAACAAGAACCCAAUUCUCAUAGGCACUUAACAUAAUCCCGCCCGAUUUUUCGCUUUGUUCUUUAUUAGAAAACGGAGACCACAGCGAGAAUUAUGGCUCAUUUUCAUGCUUAGGACAGCGUACGAAUUCCAUCAGCACGCCCAAUUUUUGGAACAACACUUCCCAGCGCAUGCAAGGCGAGGAAAUACACCAUAUCCACUAUCUGAGGGCUGUCUGUCAUGACUGUGGAUUGAGGUUUUCAGUAUGAGGAGUUGUUGUCGCUGUUUCUGUUCAUUUCUUGGACAUUGUUACCUAUUGUAUAUAUUAUGAUACCCGACAAGCAUGGUAUGUGCUGUUUCUGC
Aspergillus nidulans FGSC A4 is the source of this 3029-nucleotide messenger RNA. RefSeq lists its product as uncharacterized. The record is from RefSeq and is a predicted model, not a curated record. The transcript is spliced from 5 exons. The coding region runs from base 1 to 2718 and encodes 905 amino acids. Lineage: Eukaryota; Fungi; Ascomycota; Eurotiomycetes; Eurotiales; Aspergillaceae.